Molecule: messenger RNA, 1817 nt
Organism: Aspergillus alliaceus
Lineage: Eukaryota; Fungi; Ascomycota; Eurotiomycetes; Eurotiales; Aspergillaceae
Gene: pgmA
Product: phosphoglucomutase PGM2
Exons: 4
Coding region: 31-1698 (555 amino acids)
Biological process (GO): carbohydrate metabolic process
Cellular component (GO): cytosol
Molecular function (GO): magnesium ion binding; phosphoglucomutase activity
Source: RefSeq, a predicted model, not a curated record
CCUCCUCCUUCCCAAUCCUAGCUGCCCACCAUGUCCGUGCAGACCGUCUCCUUCCAAUCCUUCGCUGACCAGAAGCCCGGAACCUCCGGUCUUCGUAAGAAGGUCAAAGUCUUCCAGCAGCCCCAUUACUCCGAAUCCUUUAUCACCAGUAUCCUCCUCUCCAUCCCCGAAGGUGCCAAGGACUCUUUCCUCGUCAUUGGUGGCGAUGGCCGCUUCUACAAUCCGGAAGCCAUCCAGAAGAUCGCAAAGAUCAGUGCCGCCUAUGGUGUCAAGAAGCUCCUGGUUGGCCAGAACGGCAUCAUGAGUACUCCUGCUGCCAGUAACCUGAUUCGUGUGCGGAAGGCCACCGGUGGCAUUCUGCUGACCGCCAGUCAUAACCCCGGUGGUCCCAAUGCCGACUUUGGUAUCAAGUACAACCUGGCCAAUGGUGCCCCCGCUCCUGAGACUGUUACCAACAAGAUCUUCGAGACCUCCAAGACCCUCACCUCCUAUAACUAUGUCGACAUCCCGGAGAUUGAUCUUUCCAGCAUUGGCUCCAAGACCUACGGCUCAUUGGAGGUCGAGGUUGUCCACUCGACCACCGAUUACGUUAAGAUGAUGAAGGAGAUCUUCGACUUCGACCUGAUUAAGGAGUUCCUGGAUACCCACAAGGACUUCAAGGUUUUGUUCGACGGCAUGCACGGUGUCACCGGCCCCUACGGUGUCGAUAUCUUCGUCAACGAGCUCGGUCUGCCCAGCAGCAGCACUAUGAACUGUGUCCCCAGCCCCGACUUCAACGGUGGUCACCCUGACCCUAACCUAGUCUACGCUCAUGAACUGGUUGAGGCUGUGGACAAGAAUGGCAUCCACUUCGGUGCGGCCAGUGACGGUGACGGUGACCGUAACAUGAUCUACGGUGCUAACACCUUCGUGUCCCCCGGUGACAGCUUGGCCAUCAUCUCUCACCACGCCAAGUUGAUUCCCUACUUCCAAAAGCAGGGUGUUUACGGUCUGGCCCGUUCUAUGCCUACCUCCGGUGCCGUCGACCUGGUCGCCAAGGCACAGGGUCUGCAGAGCUACGAGGUGCCUACCGGCUGGAAGUUCUUCUGCAACCUGUUCGACAACAAGAAGAUCUCGAUCUGCGGAGAGGAGAGCUUCGGUACGGGUAGCAACCACAUCCGUGAGAAGGAUGGUCUGUGGGCCAUCGUCGCCUGGUUGAACAUCAUUGCUGGUGUGGCCAAGGAGAAGCCGGACCAGACUCCCAGCAUCGCCUCCAUCCAGAAUGAGUUCUGGCAGACCUACGGCCGUACCUUCUUCACCCGUUACGACUACGAAAACGUCGACAGCGACGGUGCCAACAAGGUCAUUGCUAUCCUGUCUGACAAGGUCGCCAACAAGGACGGCUUCAUCGGUUCUACCGUGUCCGGCCGCAAGGUCACCGAUGUGGGUAACUUCUCCUACACCGAUCUAGAUGGCAGUGUGUCCAAGAACCAGGGCCUGUAUGCCAAGUUUGACGAUGGUAGCCGCAUUGUCGUCCGUUUGUCCGGUACCGGCAGCAGUGGUGCCACGAUCCGUCUCUACAUUGAGAAGUACGAGAGCGACAAGAGCAAGUUCGGCCUGACUGCAUCCGAGUACCUGAAGGACAAUGUUGAUCUGGCCCUGUCGCUGCUCAACUUCAAGGAGUUCAUUGGCCGCGAGGAACCUGACGUCCGCACUUAAAGUGUCUACGAAUUGAUGUUUUGUAAAUAUGGUGCCACAAGCGUGUAUGGCACUGACUUUUUUAUGAUGGAAAGAAAUAAAUCCCGUCCAUGGGCAGAGAGUCACAUAAGAUAGUUAAU